AGUGAAGUGGAAGUUCUUAGAAGCACGGAGAAACCAUGGGCUCUGCAGCAAGGACUGAAAUACUCCAAGGCCCACAGUUCUUGAAAUAAGCGGCAUGUUCCUGGGUGGGUGACAACUGUUGUGGAAAUAGCUUUAGGGGAGCCUGGAGAUCUACUCAACCCCUUCCUUGGAGGAGCUGAGAAGAAUUUUAUUUCCUCUACUUAGCAGAUUACUCUUCAGGAUGUUGAGAUUUCCAGAGAAGUAACCACCCAGUACAAGAAAAUAUUGUUCUACCUAAAUUCAAACUCCAUCCUUUGGGGUGCCACAGCACAUGGAUUUCAGAACUACCUGUGAGGAGACAAAGACAGGGGUUUGCUUGCUACAGGAUGGUAAUCAGGAACCGUUCAAAGUCCGGCUGCACCUAGCCAGAGAUCUUCUGAUUCUUCAGGAGCAGGAUGUGAUAUGCGUGUCUGGUGAGCCUUUCUAUUCUGGUGAAAGAACGGUGACGAUCAGAAGACAGACAGUGGGAGGAUUUGGACUGAGCAUCAAGGGAGGAGCAGAGCAUAACAUUCCAGUUGUCAUUUCAAAAAUCUCCAAAGAACAGAGAACGGAACUUUCGGGACUGCUCUUUAUUGGGGAUGCAAUUUUACAGAUAAAUGGGAUUAAUGUGAGAAAAUGCAGACAUGAAGAAGUGGUUCAGGUUCUCAGGAAUGCUGGAGAAGAAGUGACCCUAACAGUGUCAUUUUUAAAAAGAGCCCCUGCUUUCCUCAAACUCCCAUUGAAUGAAGACUGUUCCUGUGCUCCAAGUGACCAGAGCAGUGGCACCUCUUCUCCUCUAUGUGACAGUGGCUUGCACCUCAAUUACCAUCCCAACAAUACAGACUCGUUGUCGUGCUCCUCCUGGCCCACCUCUCCAGGUCUGCGGUGGGAGAAGCGGUGGUGUGAUCUGCGGCUCAUCCCUUUGCUGCACUCCAGGUUCUCCCAGUAUGUGUCCGGGACCGACCUCAGUCGGCAGAACGCCUUUCAGGUUGUUGCUGUGGAUGGUGUCUGCAGUGGAAUUAUUCAGUGCCUCUCUACGGAAGACUCUAUUGACUGGCUACAAGCAAUAGCAACUAAUAUUUCAAACCUCACCAAGCACAAUAUUAAAAAAAUCAACAGAAACUUUCCUGUAAACCAGCAGAUAGUCUACAUGGGUUGGUGUGAAGUGCGGGAGCAGGACCCCCUGCAAGACAAAUUGUACUCUCCAACAUUUCUCGCCUUGCGGGGUUCAUGUCUUUACAAGUUUCCAGCACCUCCAGUGACCACCUGGGACUGGACUCGAGCAGAGAAAACAUUCUCAGUUUAUGAGAUUAUGUGCAAAAUUCUCAAGGAUAGUGACCUGCUGGACCGGAGGAAACACUGCUUCACUGUGCAAUCUGAGUCUGGAGAGGACCUCUAUUUCUCUGUGGAGUUAGAGUGUGACCUUGCCCAGUGGGAGAGAGCCUUCCAAACAGCCACCUUUCUAGAAGUGGAGCGGAUACAGUGUAAAACUUAUGCAUGCGUGCUGGAGAGUCACCUCAUGGGCCUCACCAUUGACUUCAGCACAGGAUUUAUCUGCUUUGAUGCAGCAACAAAGGCUGUACUUUGGAGGUAUAAAUUUUCUCAGCUUAAAGGCUCUUCAGAUGAUGGCAAGAGCAAAAUCAAAUUUUUGUUCCAGAAUCCAGAUACUAAACAGAUUGAAGCAAAGGAGUUGGAAUUUUCAAAUCUAUUUGCUGUUCUUCACUGUAUUCAUUCAUUCUUUGCUGCCAAAGUAGCUUGUUUGGACCCUCUAUUUUUAGGCAACCAGGCUACUGCUUCUGUUGCUUCCAGCUCUGCUACUACAAGCAAGGCAAAGUAUAUGACUUGACAUACUGAUGUCUGCCUUGACACUUACCAUGAUUAGAUAAACAAAGAAAUGUAUUUAUCCUUUACACCUUGAAGAAAUAGUGAUGUCAUCAAGUCAAGAAUGGAGUCAGAGUCAAGUUUCAGCAGAAAAGAGGUCAUGAGGCAUCUCUAGCAUGUUGCUAUUCUGGAAGGCAUCUGUAAAUAAUCCAAAAAGAACAAAACUGCCAGUUCUCAUUUGGUUGAUUUCUACCAGUUCACUGCUUUCACAAAAUUGAAGAAAAAAGAAUAUAUGGUAUAAAGAAUAUGUAAAUAAUAUAAAAAUUGUAAGCUACCUAUAAAUAAAAUACCAAUUAAAUAGUUAUUUCUGUAUUUUAGAUUAUUUUGUAUGACCAAUGCAUAUUGGGCCAGAUCAUGAACUAAUGCCCUAUCAUUGUAUUAUGAGUGUAAAGAGGUUUUAAAAAAAUUGACAAGAGCAUGCAAAAAAA
Molecule: messenger RNA, 2327 nt
Organism: Dipodomys ordii (Ord's kangaroo rat)
Lineage: Eukaryota; Metazoa; Chordata; Mammalia; Rodentia; Heteromyidae
Gene: Sntg1
Product: syntrophin, gamma 1
Exons: 19
Coding region: 311-1864 (517 amino acids)
Cellular component (GO): dystrophin-associated glycoprotein complex; intracellular anatomical structure
Molecular function (GO): protein binding; structural molecule activity
Source: RefSeq, a predicted model, not a curated record